AUGAUGGCAGCUUAUCGAGUGCUAUGUCUUCCAGUUCUGUUAAUUCAUUGGAUCCACCAAGGUUCUUCUUUACCAUCCUUAUCUUCGACAUCGUUAUCAGCUUCUGCAUCCACAUCUUCUGCUCCUGCUUCAGCGUCAGUGUCAUUGUCGCAAUCGUUGUCCUCAUCAGCAUCAACAUCUGCAACAGCGUCAACAUCACCAUCAUCAUCAACAUCAGCGUCAAUAUCAGCAUUAACAUCAACAUCAACAUCACCAUCAAUAUCAGCAUCAACACCAACGUCACCAUCAGCAUCAACAUCAGCGUCAAUAUCAGCAUCAACAUCAACAUCAACAUCACCAUCAAUAUCAGCAUCAACACCAACGUCACCAUCAGCAUCAACAUCAGCGUCAAUAUCAGCAUCAACAUCAACAUCAACAUCAACAUCACCAUCAAUAUCAGCAUCAACAUCAACGUCACCAUCAGCAUCAACAUCAGCAUCAACAUCAACAUCAACACCAACGUCACCAUCAGCAUCAACAUCAGCGUCAAUAUCAGCAUCAACAUCAACAUCAACAUCACCGUCAAUAUCAGCAUCAACAUCAGCAUCAACAUCAGCGUCAAUAUCAGCAUCAACACCAACAUCAACAUCAAUAUCAGCAUCAACAUCAGCAUCAAUAUCAGCAUCAACAUCAAAAUCAAUAUCGACAUCAGCACCAGCAUCAAUAUCGACAUCAGUAUCAGCAUCUACAUCAAAAUCAACAUCGGCAUCAGUUUUAGUAUUAGCAUCUACAUCAAAAUCAACAUCGGCAUCAGUUUUAGCAUCAGCAUCAUCUUUCCCUCCAUCAUCAUCAAUAUCCUCAUCACCAACAUCAUCAUCACCAUCAUCUUUGUCAUCAAUUUCAUCAUCAUUAUCAUCACCAUCUUCAGCUGCACCAAACUCAAUAUCAACAUCAUCACCAUCAACAACAACACUCUCCGCUUCCACGCCAUCGACAAGGCUCUCCACAUCAAUGCCCCCAACCUCUACUUCAACCUCUCCAUCACCAACAACUCUUUCAACCUCCACUCUGUCAACAACGCUUUCCGAGUCCACGUUCACGCCGUCAACAACGUCUUCUACGCCCACGCCGUUAUCAGCAAUCCUUUCCACAUCCACGCCAUCAUCGUAUUCAUCCACAGAACCUAUGAUGGCGACAACAGCAUCAGCUAUGACGGGAAACACGACAUCAACCACGGGAGUAGUCUCACUUACAGCUUCAGAAGCGACUGCGUCUUCCACUGCAAUGACAAAUGCAUCGACAACAGCUGUAGCUUCCGUCAGUCAGACCUCAGCUAUGCCCAUUGUAAAUGGUAAAUAUCGAUUUGAGUUUUAAGGGGCCCUCAGGAUAUUGCUGUUUUAGAUCAAAUCUGUAUUACAGUUAUAACCUAUUGCUUUAUCUAUAACCAAAAUGCUUUUUACAAUAAAUGAGCGAAUCCUCGCCCGCUGAUUGGUCGAGAGCUAUGGUAUAUGGGAGAAUAGACCAUCGAAAUGACGUAACAUGUCACGCAGUGCCGCUUGUUUCGUUUUUGGUUUUUCGUAAAAAAAAUAAAUGUUAUAGUAAUUAGGGACCAUAGAAUUUCCGCCCAUUUCUCCAAAUCCUGACCCCAUUUCAGACCAAAAAAUGUCACUUGGCCUCUAAAAUCCAUACCCAUUCUCAGACCUGGCCUUUAACAAAUAAUGUCAUCACUACUUAGAUUAAAACAGAAACAAAAAAGAUUUCUUAAAAUCCGUUCCGAAUUCGUAUAUUUCUCUUUCUUUCUUGCUCAUUUGGAAUUGAAAAAAAUAAAUACGUUCGUGUACUCCCGUAGUUCCCUUGAAAAUCAUAUCCGAUUCCAGACCAAAAUGGGCAAAGUCUGUACCCAUUUGCAGACCAAAACGGCGCAAAAACCCUACCCUUUGGGGCAGGACAUACCAGUAUGGCUUAUAUAGGGGGUGUACCCCCCCGGGGGCGGGAAUGGAAGCUUUCCGUAUAAAACUUUGUUGAGUAGUCCACACGCGACCUAAUGUAUCACUUUAAUCCGUCAACAGUUACCCUCAGCACAGAUUCCAUAACUACGUUGGCAUCCGCAGAUUGCAGCCAGUCCUGCAGUGGGAUCGGAGGCACUGUAACUGUUACAUUGCAAUGCAAAAUAAAAGGAACCGGCAUCGAUCAAGAUUGCAAUGCAGCAAACUUCAACGCCACAAUCUGCGACUAUGUUGUGCUACGAGAUAAACAUUUUGUCUGUGACGAUGUCAAGAGAAACUACAGUCAGAUUGUUGUGGGGCUCGAUAAAGUGGUACAGAAUUGUGAGACUGUAUGCCCCCCUGAUUCAGCGGCCGGUGAGUAAUUGUAGCUUAACCGUUUCAUUCCUCUGAAAAGGUGACCAAGCGCAAAAAAAAAUUCACCAAAAAAUCAUAUUUCGGUCAAAUAAACGAGAUCUCCUUUGCAAGAGAUAUGGCGUUCAUAAUGCCGAGCCUGGUUGAUUUUUCGCAAGUUUUCCAUAGCGCAGGCAAGUCAAAGAAUUCAUUUGCAGUACAGAUAAAAUUUAAGACAACGUACUUUUUUGAUAUGUUUCACUAAAUAUAUGUGUUGUUUAUUCUGCAGGGUUGUUUCUUCAUUUCUGGCUUGUUUUGUCCACUCUUUUUCUUAGUAUUAGGUAA
Molecule: messenger RNA, 2660 nt
Organism: Porites lobata
Lineage: Eukaryota; Metazoa; Cnidaria; Anthozoa; Scleractinia; Poritidae
Source: the annotation of a GenBank genome assembly